UGUUACACUGUAAAGUGAAGGAACGAUCUGUUUUCACAGCGAGUCGGGCGAUCGGCUGGUCCAGUGUCCGAUCUGGUGGUGCCUGAUAGUCAAUAGUCUCUUAUUUUGGGAGGCUGAAGCUGAAGAUGACCUGACAGUCGGUUUGGAAGGCAGUCACUGAGAUACCUGAGCAUAUUUGCACCCACUGGGAGACGUGACAAUGCGCUGCCUGGUUUUUGGACUGGAGGGAGAAGAGGCUUGAGCACCUUUGGGGGGAAUCUGGGCAGGGAAGCAGGACACCUGCCCUCACUACGCCAGCAGUGAAGAUGGCUCCUUCCGUCCUCCUCCUGGAUUGGAGCAGACACGCCAAGGACACGUGGUGACAUGGUGAUCAUUCACAGAAAGACGCUGGAAAAGAAGAAGAAGGCCAAUGAUGUAAUGACCAGGGGUUCCCGUUUGGAGCUGUGUGGCCCUCCAACCAUGAGCCAAGGGACAACGCUGUUCUCCCAUGGAGGUGGGGGCACGGGCAUGUGGGGAGACAUCAGCCACUGCCUCACCAUCCAACAGGAGGUGCCAGGUGCUGGUCUGGACAGCCUUUGGGAUGCGGGCACUGGCGGCGGUAUCACCAGUCUGAUUCGCGACUUGAAGCUGAGCGAAGGCAAGGCGGCCCCCUACCCGUCAGUGGUGGUGGCGGCGGCGCCCCCUAGUAAGCGUCAGUGCCGUUCCCUGUCCUGCUCAGACGAGCCGCCUGGCAGCCGGAGCGCGUGGAAACCCCAGGGCUCGCGGGUGUGGAUGACGGUGGAGAAGCGCCGUUGCCACAGCGGGGGCAGCGUGCAGCGCGGUGCCUCACAGCCAGGGGGCGCAUUCCCUGCCAUGCAACGUAGCUCCAGUUUCAGCCUGCCUACCCGUGCCAAUGGCCUCCCUGAACUGCCCUCCUUUAGCUUCACCAGCAUGCCCUCGCCCUCCUCCUCAUUGGCGGAGCCCCCGCACGUCCUCUAUCUCUCUCAGGAACAAGUCGGCCCCCCCGGAGGGCAGGAGGCCUCCCCCGCCACCUCCCCGGACUCCACGCCAGAGCUGGGCCGGCGGAUGGGUGCAGGCGGGCUGGCGAGGAGCCACUCGCAGCCCUGCGCGCUCAACGAGCGCAAGAUCGGCAUGAAACGCAGGAGGCUGGAGGAGGUGCGGGAGCAGAGGCCGUCCCUAGACUUGGCCAAGAUGACCCAGAAACUCUCGACUUUCUGCAGCCUCAGCUGUCCGGGCUUUACGGAGACUUCCUGCUGUAGCCCCGCCCCUCCCUGUAGCAACGGCACCAAGCAGCCGAUUGGCUGCGACAGUCAGGGGGUGGAGCCUUGGCACAUGGUGACGCGUCACGAAGACCCGUCUGGAAAGGAACCGGGUGGCUAUUCAGCCGGAGGCGACGCGGGCGGGUGCUGGCUCGGCCCGUGCAGCUCCGGGACUGAUGCGGAGCGGCUGGGUGGCGAGCUGGACAUCGAGCAGAUCGAGAGGAACUGAUGCGAGUGUCUCUGAUACGGGGGGGGAGCACAACACAGCCAGGCUCAGGAUGGACAUUACUGGCAGAAUGUGGAGACCACCUGACUCCCAGUGAAGCACGCAAUACAGAGAGAGUUCAGAAGGACCACAAUGCUUUGCCAGCACCCUGGACACGCACAAUCGUUUUAUAUAUACGAGUAUAUAUUAUUCUUAUUGUGAUUGUUUUUUGGGAUAUAUAAAAAAGGACCUACUUCACGUGCACUCAUCCGGGGGGGGGGGGGGGGGGUGCUGCGGACUCUGAUGCGACAGGUUCUCCCGUCAUGGGGGGAUGGGGGUGAAUUUCACACCAUAAUUUUGUAAUGGGGUGAUUAGCACUUUGUGAAACCUCUUUGUCGCCUAAAUCCCCCCCCCCCCCGUCACCCCCACAGCAUUCCCUGUCGGGGAAAGAAAAUGAGGACACAUGAGAACCUGAAGGAAAGCACCCCAAGGUGGCUCAUGGGAAACGCCGCCUUCUAUAAAUGGACACCCAUCACGCACAGCACUGCUCAGUAGACGGCAGCGAUAUUUUGUAAAGACGGAGCAAACUGAUGACCGAUUCCUACAUUUGGAGAUUUGGUCAGCAUCAGUUUUUUUUUUUUUUUUCUUUUUAUGAUUGUAGCAAAAAAAUAAAAUGAAAUACAAAUAUUUCUAUAUAAAUAAACACUGAAUUGUAAAGCUAUGUAAGAGAAAUAUUUCAUAAGGUCACUUGUGAAUAGGCCCUGAGAUGUAAAAAGGGUUAAAUUCAUGAGUCACGCCGAACCGAAGUCUUAAUAAAAUGGUUCCUAGUAUUUUUUUUAA
Messenger RNA from Brienomyrus brachyistius, 2304 nucleotides. RefSeq names its product family with sequence similarity 53 member B (gene fam53b). The record is from RefSeq and is a predicted model, not a curated record. Gene Ontology annotation, cellular component: nucleus. NCBI's taxonomy places the organism in Eukaryota, Metazoa, Chordata, Actinopteri, Osteoglossiformes, Mormyridae. The transcript is spliced from 5 exons. Gene Ontology annotation, biological process: positive regulation of canonical Wnt signaling pathway; protein import into nucleus. The coding region runs from base 364 to 1488 and encodes 374 amino acids.